UUUCCAGGUGCAAAUGGACUUCGGCGGAGAGGCAGACAGACGUAUACACGUUACCAAACCCUCGAAUUGGAGAAGGAAUUCCACACGAAUCACUACCUGACGCGGCGGCGACGCAUCGAAAUGGCGCACGCACUGUGUCUGACGGAACGUCAGAUUAAAAUCUGGUUCCAGAACCGCAGGAUGAAACUGAAGAAAGAAAUCCAAGCGAUCAAAGAACUAAACGAACAAGAAAAGCAGGCGCAGGCACAAAAAGCAGCGGCGGUGGCCGCGCAGGUCGGUCAGGACCCAAACUAGUCGCAAUCGCGCAACGACUUCUCCGCUAACGUUCAUUUUUCUCACAAAUAGACGCAUUUUAAUUUUCUGUAGCGUUUUGUUCGGUUUGUAGCGCGGUCGUCGAAUGAGCGCGCCUCUCUGAAUGAACGCACCGCCCGCCGCAAUUCUGCUUCGUUUGGGCAACGAAAUCAAU
Ctenocephalides felis (cat flea) is the source of this 466-nucleotide messenger RNA. RefSeq names its product homeobox protein abdominal-A homolog. Gene Ontology annotation, molecular function: RNA polymerase II cis-regulatory region sequence-specific DNA binding; DNA-binding transcription factor activity, RNA polymerase II-specific. The record is from RefSeq and is a predicted model, not a curated record. Lineage: Eukaryota; Metazoa; Arthropoda; Insecta; Siphonaptera; Pulicidae. Gene Ontology annotation, biological process: anterior/posterior pattern specification; negative regulation of transcription by RNA polymerase II. The annotation marks the transcript as partial. Gene Ontology annotation, cellular component: nucleus. The transcript has a single exon.